AACUCUCACAGCAACGAGUCAUGACUGUGACCAGAACGUUCUCAGAUUUGACAAACGAGUACAACGGGUACGUGAACAAUGUCACGCGGCCGUUGUUCGUCGUCUUCCUCGACACCGUGGAGACCAUGAGGGAGUUUAGCGCGAUCACAGAGACCAUAAAACCUAUGUCUUUCCCCUUCUGGCUCGUUAUGUUUCUUCAGCAUUCUCUCGAAAAGUAUUGCAAACGUCCUACUGAUAAUGUAUUCAACGUGGACUUUGGCACUCAGAUGCUGGUCCUGUGCUAUGAUCGUCCAAACCUGGCCGAAUGGUAUGCCAUUCGCCACAAUAUCACCAGAACGUUCGAUUUAGCCACAUGGUCUUCCGACAGAGGUUUGAUCUUGAAGACGUCAGACAACUUCUUUGCCAGGAGAAGCGACAUGUUCGGCGGCGUAAUGCGCGUGGGGUCAGUAAGAAACUCGCCACUGGUCUCGUAUGAGAAUGGUAUGCUCGGUGGAUUUCUUGGUGCGCUGCUGAUAGAACUUAGCAAAGUGAUGAAUUUCACGAUAAAGCUUGUGGAUCCAGUGGAGACAUUUGGCGCGUUGAAUGAAAAGACGGCAGUCUGGACAGGUGUCAUUGGUCAACUAAUAGCUGACGAAGCUGAUCUCGGCGUAUCCGCGUUUACGAGGACAACCCAAAGACAAGGUUUCGUCGACUUUACCAUAUCAUUGACACGAUCAAAAUACUACCUCUAUUUUAAGCAGUCUGAUAAGAAGGAUGUGGACUGGGCCAUGUCUUUUAAAGCAUUUAGCUUUGAAGUAUGGAUAUCAAUAGUAAUAUUAAAAAUAAUCGCUACAAUUAUAUUGACUAUUAUGAAGACGAAGGGAUUCUCGAUAAAUUUAAUAUUCGAAAACUAUAUUAAUGUUUGGGGCAUUUUGUGCCAGCAGAGUCUACCAGUAUUGCCCAAAGAAAUACCAAUGAGAUUGGCUUUUUUAUCGUUGUGUAUUACAUCGAUAGUAACUGUGGCUAUGUAUUCCGCUUCGGUGAUUAGCUAUCUCACGAGUUCUAUGCCCGAAUUGCGUUUUACCUCUUUGGAACAUUUCGUUAAAGAUAGCUCUUACAAAUUUCUCGUACUGCAAAACGGCGCUGAGCUCGAGCUUUCUAGUCACGUUACGGACUCUGUAUUUAUUAAACUAUAUGCAUUAAGGGACGUUGAACAUCGCUUGCCUGCAACAUUGUCGGAAGGAUUUAAACAAAUCUGUGAGCGAGAGAAGGUGGCGUUUUACACGACGGAAUUGAACCGAAUAUCUUUGAAUAAUGAAAUACAAUGUACGAUCGGAUAUAUCAGUUCUGGAAGAAUCGAUAAUAUGGCACUAAUGCUAGCGAAAGGAAGUCCUUACACCAAGUUUAUAAAUUAUCACCUUCGGCGAUUUAAAGUCCAAGGUGUUAUGAGCAAGUUGAAGAAUGAAUAUUUGCCAAAAAAUAUUCCUCAUCACGAUACUAUUUUUGUUAAAGUCAGUUUGUUCGAGGUAACGCCGAUUUUGACGAUAGUGGCAGGUAGUAUGAUGGUCGCACUAUUUAUCUUAAUAAUCGAAAAAGUGUAUUAUUCGUUUAAAACUCGAUCUAAAAACAACAAACUGUUUAUUAAAAAAUUUAGUCAUAAUCUUGACGUAAAGAAUAAAUGUCAAAGGAAAAAUAAUGAUCUAAAUCAAAUAUUUAAAGAAUUUUAUUAUAAUAGACCAUUUGGAUAUUGGCCAUAACACAGAAAAAAAGAACUGCUUUGAAUGCUAGGUAUAUACAAAGACGUAAAACAGUAUUUGCAAUAUGUAAUAAAAGUUAUUAAUCUAUUUAGCAAGUAUAAUAAAAUAUUUUAAAAUUUAUC
Messenger RNA from Solenopsis invicta (red fire ant), 1858 nucleotides. Its product is annotated as glutamate receptor ionotropic, delta-2-like. Bases 21 to 1736 code for a protein of 571 amino acids. The transcript has 7 exons. The record is from RefSeq and is a predicted model, not a curated record. Gene Ontology annotation, cellular component: membrane. Gene Ontology annotation, molecular function: glutamate-gated receptor activity. Lineage: Eukaryota; Metazoa; Arthropoda; Insecta; Hymenoptera; Formicidae.